AUGGAACAAGAACCUGCGGUACCAUCUUACGUCCUUCGAGGCCAUGAGUCCCCAAUCCACGCUCUCCACUUGUACGCAGGCAACACGUAUCUUGUAUCAGGCGACAGUGAAGGCUGGAUAGUGAUAUGGAGCCUUUCCUCCAAACGUCCAGCCGCAACCUGGAAAGCGCACGUUGGCGGAGUCAUGCAAAUCAAGCACUGGACGGACGAGAGACUGGUCAGGUGCGUGGAUGUUUCUUUCUUGAUAAAACUUUCAUUGAUGUGGCUUGCUAGUCAUGGAAGAGAUCAUAAACUGCGAGUCUGGAAAGUCCAAUCUGAGGACUUUGCUGGCCUCAGCACAAAGUUACCUGCGGAUGGUGCUCUUCCAGAUCAAACGCAGCCAUGGCUAUUGCACUCGUGUUCUGUAAACGCCCUCAACUUCUGUGCCUUUUCGCUUUGCGACGAGGAUGCGCAACAGCCAGCAAUCAAAGAGCCGACACCACAAUUGGUCGCUUCGCCCAAUGGACUAGAUUCAGGCGGCAUCGACAUCUUCCAGCUCCCGUCGGAGCGUCGUGUGUCCCAAAUACACGCUGAUAAAAACACCACGUCCGGUAUGGUCAUGGCGGUCUCUUUGUUUCAUGAGACCAGUUCCUCGAGACUCGUCCUGGUGUCAGGCUAUGAGGAUGGUCGGGUGAUGGUUCAUAUCCACCAAGGAGACCUCGGAGCUAAUGGACAAUGGCAAAAGCUGAUGGCUGGCAAGCCGCAUACACAGCCAGUUCUUUCUGUCGACAUCCUUCCUUCCAAGGAGCAUUUCAUCUCCUCAAGCGCUGAUGCCACGAUUGCUAAAUACCCUUUGCUGCUCUCGGAGAAUCCAUCUGAGACUCAGAGUGAAGUUCAACCGGAAAGGGCCAUGAAAACAAAACACGCCGGCCAACAGGGCCUGAGCAUCCGUUGCGACGGCAAGAUCUUUGCCACGGCCGGAUGGGACGGGCGUGUGCGUGUUUACUCUUCGAAAACUAUGAACCAGCUAGCCGUCUUGAAGUGGCACAAAGUAGGAUGUUAUGCCACAGCAUUCGCAGAUGUCCAUUCACGCACUGGCGACCCGGAGCCAGGAUCUGAUUCACCAUCUCAUACUUCUACUGAAUUGAUACAGCCACAUAACGCCCUCAUUGCAAUUAAGCGUCAACGCGAGGAGAAGGCCCGCUCCACCCACUGGUUAGCAGCCGGCGGCAAAGACGGCAAAAUAUCAUUAUGGGACAUUUAUUGA
Rhinocladiella mackenziei CBS 650.93 is the source of this 1245-nucleotide messenger RNA. RefSeq lists its product as uncharacterized. Gene Ontology annotation, molecular function: protein binding. Lineage: Eukaryota; Fungi; Ascomycota; Eurotiomycetes; Chaetothyriales; Herpotrichiellaceae. Bases 1 to 1245 code for a protein of 414 amino acids. The record is from RefSeq and is a predicted model, not a curated record. The transcript has a single exon.